AUUCAUUCACGACAGUACUGAUCAGACACACGAAUUGAGUGACUUGUGGUGGAUCCGUCAGAGGAUAUUUCCAUCAAAAUGACCAAAUUCCGUCCCUGCAUUGAUUUACACUCCGGCCAGGUGAAGCAAAUAGUGGGCGGAACGUUGAGCAGUGUUGCGGCGGAUUUGAAGACGAAUUAUGUGUCGAAGUUGCCGGCCAGUCACUAUGCGGAAUUGUAUAGGAAGAAUGAUUUGAGAGGUGGACAUGUUGUUAUGCUCGGUCCGGGCAAUGAUGAGGCUGCUAAGGAGGCGUUGAGGACUUGGCCUGCUGGGUUGCAGGUUGCGGGGGGCAUUACGGAUCAGAAUGCGAAGUAUUGGGUUGAGAUGGGGGCUGAGAAGGUUAUCAUCACAUCGUUCCUCUUCCCGGACGGCAAGUUCUCUCUUGAAAGGCUGCAGUCUGUUCUUGUUGCGCUGGAUGGUGACAGGUCUAAGCUGGUCUUGGACCUGAGCUGCAGGAAGAAGGGCAACACGUGGUUUGUGGCUAUGAAUCGCUGGCAGACGAUUACUGAGAUGGAGAUUACGCAAGAAUCAAUUGCGCUCUUGGAGCCCUACUGUUCCGAAUUCCUCAUUCACGCUGCAGAUGUCGAGGGUCUGCAACAGGGCGUUGAUGAGGAGCUCGUGUCUAAGCUGUCCCAGUGGUGCACGAUCCCUGUCACCUAUGCCGGAGGUGCUCGGAAUCUCCAGGAUCUGGAGAAAGUUCACGUCAGCAGUCAAGGGAAGGUGGAUUUGACGAUUGGAAGUGCAUUGGAUAUCUUUGGUGGAUCUGGGGUAACGUUUGAUGAAUGUAUAGAAUGGAACAAGACGCAUUAGGGCGUGGUUGUUGGAUUGAAGAGAUGAUGGUUGUGGGUGAAAAUAGACAUGAGACAUGGCAG
Aspergillus costaricaensis CBS 115574 is the source of this 911-nucleotide messenger RNA. Its product is annotated as 1-(5-phosphoribosyl)-5- ((5-phosphoribosylamino)methylideneamino)imidazole-4-carboxamide isomerase HIS6. NCBI's taxonomy places the organism in Eukaryota, Fungi, Ascomycota, Eurotiomycetes, Eurotiales, Aspergillaceae. Gene Ontology annotation, cellular component: cytoplasm. Gene Ontology annotation, molecular function: 1-(5-phosphoribosyl)-5-[(5-phosphoribosylamino)methylideneamino]imidazole-4-carboxamide isomerase activity. The record is from RefSeq and is a predicted model, not a curated record. Gene Ontology annotation, biological process: L-tryptophan biosynthetic process; L-histidine biosynthetic process. Bases 79 to 849 code for a protein of 256 amino acids. The transcript has 3 exons.